Messenger RNA from Larimichthys crocea (large yellow croaker), 1818 nucleotides. It is a transcript of the gene asphd1, whose product is annotated as aspartate beta-hydroxylase domain containing 1. NCBI's taxonomy places the organism in Eukaryota, Metazoa, Chordata, Actinopteri, Sciaenidae. The transcript has 6 exons. The record is from RefSeq and is a predicted model, not a curated record. The coding region runs from base 97 to 1188 and encodes 363 amino acids. Gene Ontology annotation, cellular component: membrane.
GGGCGCUGGAGGAGCUGUCCACCAGCACGGUGCUGAAGUGUAUCCGAAACAACGCAGCACGGUAUAUCAAGUACUUGUGUCUCACAAAUUUAAAGGAUGCAUUGGUCAAUGAACACACUACCUUUGCCUCCAUAUGUUGAGCUGGGUGUCCAUUCGCUGAGUGGCCUUCUGUGGACUCUACUAUUACUUUUUCUGUGGCACUGUUAUCGGAUGGGCUCUGACCUGCCAAUCCCAGGCCACGCACAUGCUGUAAAGCUCAAGUCAGGCUCAAGACGGUCCAUUAUAUCCCGUGGCGGUAGCUGUGCUGGAACAAAGUGUAGUGCCCGAUCCAAGCUGUCGAGGAGUGAUCAAAUUACUCCCUUUAUUUCCAUGGAAACAGAGGAGGAUGAGGAGCAGGGACAGGGCUACCUCACCCCAGUGCUGAGUCAUGCCUUGUUCCCAGCCCAGGCAUCUGCAGAAGCCAAGAAACUGUACGCAGCACUGCAAGAGUAUGCCAAGCGUUACAGUUGGGUGGGCAUGGGACGCAUUCAUAAGGGUCUCCGUGAGCAGGUCAGACUGAAUGAUCACUCUGCUAUACAGAAGCCUCAUCUUUUCUUCCUGCCAGAUGUCCCUAGUGUUCCUUUCUUUCCCCGUGAUGCUCAUCGACAUGACAUUGAGGUGUUGGAAGCCAACUACUCUAUAAUCUUGACGGAAUUUAAGGCAGUUUACCAGCGGGGCAUCGACCCAAAAUUAGGCUGGACCUGUAUGGGACCAAAGGGCCAGGCAGUGUUUCCUUUGUACAGCGCAGGUGUCUGUGUGGCAGGAAACUGUCGCUCCUGUCCCUGCACCUACCGGACACUUCUCUCUCUCCGUACAUUUAUAAGCAGCAACUCAUUGGGAUCUGCUGGAUUUUGGUUAUUGGGACCUGGAGCUACAUUAGGGAGCUCAUAUGGACCCACCAAUACACGCUUACGUUGUCAUCUUGGUCUGCAGACUCCACCCUCAUGUGAGCUGGUGGUGGGAGGGGAGCCUCAGUGCUGGUCAGAGGGACACUGCCUCCUGGUUGAUGACUCGUUCCUUCACACUGUCUCCCACAAGGGGCCUCCAGAUGCUGGACCUCGAGUCAUUUUGAGUGUCGACCUCUGGCAUCCAAAUGUGGCUGCAGCAGAGAGGCAAGCAUUGGAUUUCAUGUUCAGCCCUGACCUUUGAAUUUGCUCCUGCACUACCAAUAAACAACAUGCAGGGAUGCCUUACCUUAGCCCUGCUUGUUGGGGGUCAUGCAUCUCAUUCCAGUCGAUGAAUCACUGUGUGAAUCUGCCCUAAGAAUUACACAAGCCAUUAGCCACACUUUCAAGUGGUGUUUGAUUUAUGGUCUGCACUAGGAAGUGACGCAUGAACACAUUACUAUGGAUGAUGUUAGAUAACAGCUACAUACUAGAUAAUUUGACUGCAAAUUGACAUCACUUGAAAGCACAAUGAGAGCUAACCCAAGAAGAGCACAUCAGGUGUUAACAUUGUAAAUCUUAUCUGGACAUCAUAUAUUAUGCUUGUGAAUGCUACUUGCAUGUGAAACCUAUCUGUCCUGAUUACUGGACUUUUGUUUUGAGAUGCCGAUGCAUGUACACAUAUUCCUCCAGGAUGGAAAGGCCAUUAAAGUCAGCCUGCGAUGCUUUAUUUUGAAAUUUAGAUAGAUUACCUAUGGGUCAACCAAAAAACUGUGAAGACAUGAAAAUCCUAUAAAUUUAGAUUUCUAUUUAUUUUUGUUUUCUGAAAUGAUUGCCAAACUGAUCAAAACUUUUGCAUACUGUGGGUAUCUUUUCUCUUCGUAUUACUAUCCUC